This is a messenger RNA of Anopheles bellator, 919 nucleotides long. It is a transcript of the gene mRRF1, whose product is annotated as ribosome-recycling factor, mitochondrial. Gene Ontology annotation, cellular component: mitochondrion. The record is from RefSeq and is a predicted model, not a curated record. NCBI's taxonomy places the organism in Eukaryota, Metazoa, Arthropoda, Insecta, Diptera, Culicidae. The transcript has a single exon. Gene Ontology annotation, biological process: translation. Bases 73 to 873 code for a protein of 266 amino acids. Gene Ontology annotation, molecular function: ribosomal large subunit binding.
UAACAAACAUAUUCGCCGUGACCGGGCCGACCGUAUCGAAACUUAAUAAUUACUAGUUGGGGGUCAACAAAAAUGCUUCGCAUCACGUCCCUGGUGCGAACAGUCGGCUUAAGAAAGAUCGAACAAAGUUGCACCGCCGUGAUAACAAACCAACGUUCACCGUUGUUGGUCACAUCUAACGCCACUGCCAUACUGCCGGCGGAUGGAACUGCGUUUACCGCAGGCCACCGCACAGUGCGACACUAUGCCAAAAGCAAGGACAAGAAGAAGGACAAAAAACCUGGCACAGCCAAGGUGGCGGUCAACGAAGAGCAAUUGGCCAGUCUAAUCGAUCUGCAGGCGCUGCGAACCCAAAUGGAGAAGAGUAUUGCGACGAUGAAAGAUGAUUAUGUAAAAAAUCUUUCCCUCCGCUCGACGACCGGCUCGAUUGAAACGCUGCGAAUCGGCUACGAAGGCAAAGACUACCAGCUGCAGGAGUUGGGACAGGUAGUGCGUAAAAACCCGAAAACGAUUGUCGUCAAUCUGGUAUCGUUCCCGCAAACCAUACCCGCCGUCCUGCAGGCCAUUCAGCGCAGCGGUAUGAACCUUAACCCGCAGCAGGACGGCACAACGCUAUUCAUCCCCGUGCCAAAGGUAACCCGCGAACACCGGGAAGGGUUAGCGAAGAAUGCGAAAGUGCUGUACAUCAAGUGCCGCGAUCGGAUCAAGGACGUGCAGAACCAAUCGAUCAAAAAGCUAAAAAAACACGCGGACGCAUCGGAAGACGAAGCGUUCCAAGCGCAGCAACAAAUCACCUCCAUUGCUGACGGAUUCGUUAAAGAGGCCGAGAAAAUUAUGGAAUCCAAGCAGGCGGAACUGAUCGGAGACAAGUAACCGGCGCAGUCUUUAGAAACGCGCCGGUCGAAUAGUGAAAUAAAAU